UACAAAUACCCUACAAUUUAUAAUUAAAAUGCAAUUAAAAAGAAAAAAUAAAGAACUCAAUAUAAAAACUUGAAGCUAAAAGCACAGUUUGGCAGGCAUUUAUCAUGGCUGUGCUAAUAUAUCAAGUGUGCAGCUUCUUCCUUCUCUGCUUUCUCUGCAAUUUUCUUGUCAAUUCUCAUCAUCUCUGUGAUCCAAAAGAAAGCUUGGCUCUAUUGGAGUUCAAGAAAGGGUUUUCAUUGAAUGAAUCUUCGUCAAGUAGUUGCAGUAAGUUGUGGGGGCAAACUUUUUAUCCAAAGACAGCGACAUGGAAGGAGAGCACGGAUUGCUGCUCAUGGGAUGGCGUGGAGUGCGAUGAAGAAGGAGAAGGCCAUGUCAUUGGACUUGACAUCAGCUGCAGUUGGCUCACUGGAACUCUCCAUCCCAACAGCACUCUUUUCACUCUCUCCCACCUCCAAAGUUUGAAUCUUUCUUCCAACUCUUUUAAUUUAUCUCCACUCUCCCCUCAAUUCGGAACGUUUCAGAAAUUGAGGGUUCUGGAUCUUUCCUCAUCCUCCUUUAAAGGGGACGUUCCAAUCGAAAUAUCACAUUUUUCUAAGUUGGUUUCUCUCGAUCUUUCUUCGAAUUACCUCAAAUUCUCCAACUUUGUUAUGAAUCAGCUCGUUCACAACCUAACCAAUUUAAGGAAUUUUGCAGUUGCUGGUGUGGAUCUCUCAGGCAUCACACCCACUUCUUUUACCAACCUCUCUCUCUCUUUAGCUUCUCUUCGUCUUUCUUUGUGUGGGUUGAGUGGGAAUUUUCCAGCCCACAUUAUGAGUCUUCCAAGUUUGCGUGUGUUACAGCUUGAUGCUAACAAUGAACUCAAGGGACAUCUGCCCAUCACUAAUUGGAGUAAAUCUCUUGAAAUUUUAGAUCUUGGAUCAACUAAUUUUUCAAGAGAGAUUCCUAACUCCAUUGGUAAUGCCAAGUUGUUGAGGUAUUUAGACCUCGGAUUCUGCAAGUUCACCGGUGGAAUUCCAAAAUCAAUAGGAAACCUUACACAGCUCAAUUCCAUUGUUCUCUCUGGAAAUAAGUUGAAUGGCCAACUUCCGGAUACAUGGAAUAACCUUCAAAAGCUGACUAAUUUUGUAAUCGAUUCAAAUUCUUUUGAGGGUCAGCUGCCAAAUUCUGUUUUCCACCUCACCCAGCUCUCCAACUUGGCAGCUUCAUCUAAUUUCCUUUCAGGUUCUUUGCCUGCAAAUGUUUCUUUGAAAAAUCUUAUUGAUUUGAGAUUGGAAGACAACUUAUUCAUUAGUGUCAUACCUUGUUGGAUAUAUGAACUGCCUCGCUUAAACUACCUGGAUCUCUCUCGUAACAAUUUCAAUGUUUCCAUGGGGGAUUUCAUAUCCAACUCCUUGGAGUUUCUUGGUUUAAGUGGAAACAACUUGCAAGGUGAAAUCUCUGAGUCUAUUUAUACACAACCGAAUCUUACAACUUUACUCUUGGGGUCGAAUAACUUAAGUGGGGUUUUGAAUUUAAACAUGAUGUUGAGAAUUAAAAGUCUGACAUGGCUUGAAAUUUCCAACAAUAACCAACUUUCAGUACACUAUACCAAUGUUAGCUUUGGGAGUAAUCUUGUUCGCAUUGAUAUGGGCUCCUUAAAAUUAGAAAAAUUCCCCUACUUUUUAAGACAUCAGAAGAACUUGAACCAUCUAAACCUUUCAGAUAAUCAAAUUCAAGGGGAAAUUCCCAAGUGGUUUACUGAAUUGAGUGUUCUGAUUACCCUGGAUCUUUCUCAUAAUUUUUUGUCCUCAGGAAUAGAGCUUCUCAUCACUUUGAAUAAUCUUGGCCAGCUCAUUCUUGAUUUUAACUUGUUCAAUAAGCUACCCAUUCUUAUGCUAUCACCAUUAUUGUACGGAUUUAGUGCUUCAAAUAAUCAACUUAGUGGAAAUAUCCAUCCUUCAAUCUGCCAAGCCACCAACCUUAAUUUCCUAGAUUUGUCCAAUAAUAGCUUGAGUGGUGAAAUUCCAUCUUGUAUGUUCAACUUGAAUGCGCUUCAGUUUUUGGAAUUGAAAAGGAACAACUUUUCCGGUGCUAUUCUCAUCCCACCUCCAGUGAUUAUUGUUUACACUGCUUCAGAAAAUCAGUUGACUGGAGAAAUUCCCCCUUCAAUCUGUCAUGCCACCUACAUUACUAUCCUAACUCUCUCUAAUAAUCACCUAAGUGGUACAAUUCCCCCAUGUCUAACAAACAUGACUUAUCUUUCAGCAUUGGAUUUGAAAAGUAACAACUUUUCUGGGACUAUUCCGACCAUUUUUUCGAGAGGAAGUCAAUUGAGAAGCCUUGAUUUGAACAACAACCAAAUGGAAGGAGAACUGCCACCAUCUUUGUUGAACUGUGAGAAUCUUCAAGUUUUGAACAUUGGGAAUAACAAGAUAACAGGUUACUUCCCUCACUGGUUACAAUCUGCGUCGAGUUUGCAAGUUCUUAUCCUUCGAUCCAAUCGAUUUUAUGGUCAUAUCAACAACUCCAUGACACGGCACUCUUUUCCAAACCUGCGAAUCAUUGAUCUGUCACGCAAUUAUUUCAGCGGGCCACUGCCGUCAAACUUGUUUAAAAACUUGAUAGCCAUGAAACAAGUUGAAGCGAGAAACCAAAAACUGCACCCUUCAUUUGAAUCUGCCAUUCGACCUUUCUAUCAAGACACAGUGGUGGUAUCAUUGAAAGGGUUGGAACUAAAGUUGGAAAGAAUUCUACUUAUAUUCAAAGCUAUUGAUUUGUCGAGUAACAAUUUUAGUGGAGAAGUACCAAAGUCAAUUGGGAUGCUCAUAUCUCUAAAAGGUCUCAUCCUUUCACACAACAAGCUUACAGGCAGAAUUCCUACGUCGUUUGGGAAUCUGAACAAUCUCGAAUGGUUAGAUCUUUCUUCGAAUAGACUAUCUGGUAACAUUCCUCCUCAGUUGGCUGUUCUUACAUUUCUCUCCUUUUUGAAUCUCUCACAAAAUCAGCUCUCAGGACCAAUUCCCCAAGGAAAACAGUUUGCUACUUUCGAGAAUUCUUCGUACAUCGGAAACCUUGGACUGUGUGGGUUUCCUCUGCCAAAAUGUGAUGCAGAAAAGGAUCCUAAACCUCAACUACAACAUGACGAAGAAGAUGACAUUUUUGGAAAAGGGUUUUGGUGGAAAGUUGUGUUCAUGGGGUAUGGAUGUGGAAUGGUAUUUGGAAUAUUUGUUGGGUAUAUUCUUUUUCGAAUUGGGAAACCUCAAUGGAUUGUGGCAAUGGUUGAAGGCAAAAGAAGUUCACAGAGACAAAUGGCAAAGAGGAGGAAUUGUUGGCCUAAGAAAAGAACUGACUAGAGGAGUUGCGUUUCAUCAUCAAUAAGUAGUUAGUACAAAAUUUUCAAUUUCUCAAAUUAGAUGCAUUUCGUGUAGUCAUGAUCAAUGUACGGUGCUAUUGUGAAUUAUUUGUUGACUGUCAAUUUUCACGUUUUUUGUGUUUUGAUUUCACAGUUUAAAAUAUGUUUUUAAAUUCAAGAAACAUUUAAAG
Molecule: messenger RNA, 3522 nt
Organism: Momordica charantia (bitter melon)
Lineage: Eukaryota; Viridiplantae; Streptophyta; Magnoliopsida; Cucurbitales; Cucurbitaceae
Product: receptor-like protein 6
Molecular function (GO): protein binding
Source: RefSeq, a predicted model, not a curated record